This is a messenger RNA of Cyprinodon variegatus (sheepshead minnow), 989 nucleotides long. RefSeq names its product NK1 homeobox 2 (gene nkx1-2a). Gene Ontology annotation, biological process: regulation of transcription by RNA polymerase II; cell differentiation. The record is from RefSeq and is a predicted model, not a curated record. Gene Ontology annotation, cellular component: nucleus. Gene Ontology annotation, molecular function: DNA-binding transcription factor activity, RNA polymerase II-specific; RNA polymerase II cis-regulatory region sequence-specific DNA binding. The transcript is spliced from 2 exons. Bases 155 to 898 code for a protein of 247 amino acids. Lineage: Eukaryota; Metazoa; Chordata; Actinopteri; Cyprinodontiformes; Cyprinodontidae.
GAGAGGAGUCUGCACAUUGAUGGAAGAGCUGCUUCAAACCUCCAUUCAGUUGAAUUUGCUGGAUUAGAACCACGUGCGUCAUUGCGCACAGCAACCGCUUGUUCUGCUAUUGCAUCUCAAACUGUGAACUGAUGAUGAUACUUUGGAAGCGACAAUGAUGUCUAACCAUAAGAUUUCAUUUUCUAUAGCUGAUAUAUUGGAUCCAAACAAAUUUAACAGCAAAAGAGCAAACGAACUUCCAGUUGCUGAGGAGAAGUUUACUGCGCCGGAUGCAGAGGGAACAAGUUUGGAAUGGGACAGCGAGGCGGCGAGAGAUGAGCACACAGGAGAGGAAACGGGAGAUGAGGACUCCAGCCAUCCAACGACCCUUCGUGAUCCCAUUCUAACCUGUUCCUCCAGCGAGCAUGAGAACUCAGACAGGAAGACAGCAGACACCCCGCAGGACCCAUCGCCCCACAAGCGGCGGCGCGCAGACCACGCGUGCGCCAAACCGCGACGCGCGAGGACAGCCUUCACAUAUGAGCAGCUUGUAGCUCUGGAGAACAAGUUCCGCGCUACCCGGUACCUGUCCGUCUGCGAGAGACUAAACCUGGCCCUGUCCCUGAGUCUGACCGAAACGCAGGUUAAAAUCUGGUUCCAGAACAGGAGGACUAAGUGGAAAAAACAGAAUCCUGGAGCGGAGAGCAGCUUACAGACCGGCUCCAGCUCCCUGGUCAGCGUGAGCCCAAACCCAUCCUCCUGUGGCUCAGGCUCAGGCGCCUUUCACCAAACUUUCUCUAACUUUAGCUCUGGGAGUGUGAUCUUUCACACAGCUGGUGGUGUUCCGCUUUCAACCACUGGGGGGCUUCUGCAUCCUUUUAUGCCAAGUGGAUUCGUCCAACCGACUUACUUUCACUGACUAAACUAUCCAGACUUUCAGCACAUUUUUAAGUUCUCUAAGUAAUUUUAUUGUCAUUCAUUCAUUCAUUCAUUCAUUCAUUCAUUCAUUC